Messenger RNA from Saccostrea cuccullata (small rock oyster), 984 nucleotides. RefSeq lists its product as uncharacterized. The record is from RefSeq and is a predicted model, not a curated record. Bases 1 to 984 code for a protein of 327 amino acids. NCBI's taxonomy places the organism in Eukaryota, Metazoa, Mollusca, Bivalvia, Ostreida, Ostreidae. The transcript has a single exon.
AUGUCAGAUUACGGCUUCAUUGACAACCACAGAGAACUGAUACAGCUGCUUUCUGGCCUGGAUGAUGAUAUGAAGGACUGUAAACAUUCAGUGAGAUACAGUAAAGGAGAAGUCAGUGAUGAGGUACUAGAGAACUUAAUUGGAAAGUCAUUUAAUUUUGAUGAUAUCAGUUUGACUGAAACAAGUUCAUUCAAUUAUGGAGAGAAAGCAGUAGUUUUGUUGAGGGCAUUAUGUGAAGAUCAGUGUUACAUAAAACAAUUUGAGUCACCUUACAUUGAACAAGUAAAUAACGAAGGAGAGAAAAAACAUAAAUAUUAUACCCCUACAAAUGACAUGUGUGUGACUGAUACUGAUGAUGUUUAUUUUGCCGACUUCAGUAACAAUUCCAUCAGCUAUCUGUCUCCAGCAGGAUAUGUCUCUACAAUCAUCAGUACAGAUCCACUAAAACCAAUAGGAAUCUGUCAGUCAGUGGACGGUGGAUUACUGGUCAUAUUGGGAAAGAAGGAAUCAGAUCCUUACAAAUUAAAUUCACACAGCAGACGUCUGGUGAGACACAUCACAGUGACUGGUGAUGUCAUCCAUGAGUAUGAAUACCAGGAGGACGGUCACACCAGACUGUUUACAUUGCCAUACAGAGUCACACAGAACAGUAACAGUGAUAUAUGUGUGGUGAACCGCACUAAUCCCAAUGAAGGUGAAUUAGUGAUUGUGUCCAUUUCUGGUCAUAUGAAGACUGUCUACCGUGGACAAAACUUGGCAGAGGCCUUUCGGCCAGGUAAUGUAGUGUGUGACUCCUUCUGUAACAUCCUUGUUACUGACAUGAACAAUAUACAGAUCCAUCUACUGAGUCCUGAUGGUGAAUUUUUGAAGUUCUUACUGAACAAAGAUGAAGUGCACCAUCCAACCAGAUUAUCAAUAAACAUGUCUUCGCUGUGGGUGGGAUAUAGGGAAGGUGUUGUUAAAGUGUUUAAGUACAGAACGUAG